Molecule: messenger RNA, 9641 nt
Organism: Anolis sagrei ordinatus
Lineage: Eukaryota; Metazoa; Chordata; Lepidosauria; Squamata; Anolidae
Gene: MAST2
Product: microtubule associated serine/threonine kinase 2
Biological process (GO): intracellular signal transduction; peptidyl-serine phosphorylation; cytoskeleton organization
Cellular component (GO): microtubule cytoskeleton
Molecular function (GO): protein serine/threonine kinase activity; magnesium ion binding; microtubule binding
Source: RefSeq, a predicted model, not a curated record
ACCGCAGUGCCCGGCGUGCUCGCGCCUGACAGGAGUCGCCGCGCGGCUUCGGCGUCUCCUGAGGCGUCCCUUCUCGACGAUGGCCGGCGGCGAACCCCCGCGCUGAGGGGACGGCCCACUUUGCCCACUUCCCCGCCGCCAUUCUCAUCAUGAAGAAGGGCCGCUCUCGAGGGGAGAAAGCGGGGCCCUCGGCGCUGCCGGCCCCGAGGAGGUUGGAGCAGCCUUCGCGGGUCUCUUUGGACGCCUCGGACAGAAGGAGCGCUGUGGGAAGGAAGGAGGCGGACGAAGCCGGGCGGGAGCCGCACGAAAAGGAUGUUAUAGCAGAACCCAUUACUUUGCGAUGCCGAAAGCUCAGUAAUCCUGACAUCUGUUCAUCAACUGGGAAAAGUAAACUCCAUCGACAGUUGAGUCAAGAUGACUGCAAGCUCCGGAGGGGUAGUUUGGCGAGCUGUUUGUCAGGGAAACAGCUGCUUCCUUUAUCCACUAGUAUGCAUAGUGGUGUAGGACAACCAACAUGGCAACCGUCAGGAGAAGCAUCAAAUUUGGUCCGCAUGAGGAAUCAGUCAUUGGGACAGUCAGCUCCAUCACUUACAGCAGGCUUGAAGGAACUUAGUCUCCCCAGAAGAGGAAGUUUAAUCUCCUCUCCUUUCCUUUCUCACUGCCGAGGAAGUGAUGUGCAUCAGCAUACCUUCUCUCCUACAUCUGCUCCAGGUCUGCAGCAUCUUAAAAACCCACUUAGUGCUGAUUGUGCCCUUGCUACCUCUCCUCUAGCAUUUUACCUCAACCCACAUCCUCGGAGCAACCCUGGUAGCCCCUGCCACAGCAAUCCCCUUCAGUGGAGCUGUCGGACCAGUAACAGGAAGAGCUUGAUUGUAACUUCUAGCACAUCUCCAACACUUCCACGGCCACAUUCACCACUCCAUGGACAUGCAGGUGGAAGUCCGUUGGACAGUCCCAGAAAUUUCUCCCCAAAUGCGCCUUCUCACUUUUCCUUUGUUCCGGCUCGUAGCCAUGGACACAGGGCAGACAGGACAGAUGGACGUCGUUGGUCUCUGGCCUCCCUCCCUUCAUCUGGAUAUGGAACAAAUACUCCUAGUUCAACAGUUUCAUCGUCAUGCUCAUCUCAGGAGAAGCUGCAUCAACUGCCCUACCAACCAACAGCAGAUGAACUUCACUUCCUGACAAAGCAUUUCAGUACAGAAAGCAUCACUGAUGAGGAAGGACGACAGUCUCCAGCAAUGCGCCCCCGAUCUCGCAGUCUCAGUCCUGGCCGUUCUCCAGUAUCGUUCGAUAGUGAAAUAGUAAUGAUGAACCAUGUUUACAAAGAAAGGUUUCCAAAGGCCACAGCCCAGAUGGAGGAACGGCUGGCAGAGUUUAUUGCAUCUAGUGCACCAGAGAAUGUCCUGCAGCUAGCAGAUGGAGUGCUAAGUUUCAUUCAUCAUCAAGUUAUUGAGUUGGCCAGAGAUUGCCUGGAUAAAUCACGUGAAGGACUCAUUACAUCUCGGUACUUUUACGAAUUACAGGAAAACCUUGAGAAACUCUUACAGGAUGCUCAUGAACGAUCAGAGAGCUCAGAGGUGGCAUUUGUAACCCAGCUAGUGAAAAAGUUGAUGAUCAUUAUUGCACGGCCUGCACGAUUGCUGGAAUGUCUGGAGUUUGAUCCCGAAGAGUUCUACCAUCUGCUAGAAGCUGCAGAAGGCCAUGCCAAGGAAGGGGGAGGCAUUAAAUGUGACAUUCCUCGUUAUAUCAUCUGCCAACUGGGCCUCACCAGGGAUCCCCUGGAGGAAAUGGCCCAGUUGAAUAGCUAUGACAGUCCAGAUACCCCAGAGACAGAUGAUUCUGCUGAGGGAAAGAGCCGUGGAGCCACUGUGCAAGCCAAGAAAACUCCAUCAGAAGAAGAAUUUGAAACUAUUAAACUAAUUAGCAAUGGGGCAUAUGGUGCAGUGUUCUUAGUGCGCCACAGAACUACACGUGAACGCUUUGCAAUGAAAAAGAUCAAUAAGCAGAACCUUAUUUUGAGGAACCAAAUUCAGCAAGCUUUUGUGGAAAGAGAUAUCUUAACAUUUGCAGAAAAUCCAUUUGUUGUCAGUAUGUUAUGCUCCUUUGAAACCAAGCGGCACUUGUGCAUGGUCAUGGAGUAUGUUGAAGGAGGAGAUUGUGCAACCCUUUUGAAGAAUAUUGGAGCUUUGCCUGUUGAUAUGGCAAGGAUGUAUUUUGCAGAAACUGUUCUGGCACUGGAGUAUCUCCACAAUUAUGGCAUCGUCCACCGUGACCUAAAGCCUGACAAUCUUCUCAUAACUUCAAUGGGUCAUAUCAAACUGACUGAUUUUGGCCUCUCUAAAAUUGGCUUAAUGAGUCUGACAACAAACCUGUAUGAAGGUCACAUUGAGAAAGAUGCCAGAGAAUUCUUGGAUAAGCAAGUUUGUGGGACUCCAGAAUACAUUGCCCCAGAAGUGAUCUUGCGUCAGGGUUAUGGAAAGCCUGUGGACUGGUGGGCCAUGGGAGUAAUCUUGUAUGAGUUUCUGGUUGGAUGUGUUCCCUUUUUUGGUGACACACCAGAAGAGUUAUUUGGGCAAGUAAUCAGUGACGAAAUUGCCUGGCCAGAAGGAGAUGAGGCUUUACCACCAGAUGCACAGGACCUCAUUGGCAAACUUCUCCGACAAAACCCCUUGGAAAGAUUGGGAACAGGUAGUGCUUUUGAAGUGAAACAGCAUAGGUUCUUCAAGGACUUAGACUGGAAUGGAUUACUUCGGCAAAAAGCUGAAUUUAUUCCGCAGUUGGAAUCAGAAGAUGACACAAGCUACUUUGACACUCGUACAGAGAGGUAUCAACAUUUAGAUUCUGAGGAAGAAGAAGACACAAACGAUGAUGAUCGUGUGGAAAUUAGGCAGUUUUCUUCAUGUUCACCAAGGUUUAGCAAGGUAUAUAGCAGUAUGGAACGCCUUUCAAUCCAUGAAGAAAGAAGGACACCACCACCCACUAAACGUAGCCUGAGUGAAGAAAAGGAUGACAGAAUUGACAGUCUUGGUAGCCUUAAGAGUCGUGACCGCAGCUGGGUGAUUGGGUCUCCUGAAAUAUUGCGCAAACAUAUCUCAGUGUCUGAAUCCUCUCAUACAGAAAGUGACUCCAGUCCACCGCUCACUGUCCGUCGUCGUUGUUCUGGGCUUCUCGAUAUGCCUCGCUUUGCUAUUUCAGCAGAGGAAGAAGGGAAAAGGAAAUCAUUGGAUGGGACAUUACUGCCAAUCACACAGCCACGGGAGAGCCUUCCUCUUCCAAUUCCAGAGCAACCUGUAGAACAAGAAAUCCAGCUGGGUGAUAGCGAUGGGCCAAAAACACCCUCUUCAACUGCUAGUAACAUAAGCAGUUCAACAUUGACAGCUGGGAGCAAUACAGACUUCUCUGAUCAACGCACUCGCAGUAAUAGCAAUGAAGGCUCAGAAUUUACUACUCCAAAAGCCACAAGUGACUUAGCAGUGCGAAGAGCCCGUCAUAGGUUACUUUCUGGUGAGUCGGGGGAGAAACGGACUUCACGGCCUGUCAAUAAAGUGAUUAAGUCAGCGUCAGCCACUGCCCUCUCCCUUCUAAUUCCCUCAGAGCACCAUACCUGUUCUCCACUCGCCAGUCCAAUGUCACCUCAUUCUCUCUCCUCCAACCCAUCUUCAAGAGAUUCAUCUCCAAGUCGAGAUUUUUCUCCCGCUGUCAUGAACCCUAAACCACCAAUCAUCAUCCACCGUGCUGGGAAGAAAUAUGGCUUCACGCUUCGUGCCAUCAGAGUUUAUAUGGGAAACAGUGAUAUCUACACAGUGCAUCACAUGGUUUGGCAUGUUGAGGAAGGUGGACCGGCUAGUGAGGCAGGUCUUCGGGAAGGAGAUUUGAUCACCCAUGUGAAUGGAGAACCUGUUCAUGGAUUGGUUCAUACUGAAGUGGUGGAGUUGGUCCUGAAGAGUGGGAAUAAAGUAUCCAUAUCUACUACACCUUUUGAGAAUACGUCAAUCAAAGUGGGGCCAGCUCGGAAAGCCAGCUACAAAUCAAAGAUGGCAAGGAGAAACAAGAAAAGUAAAACAAAAGAUGGACAAGAAAGUAAGAAGAAGAGCUCUUUGUUCAGAAAGAUCACCAAGCAGGCAUCUCUGCUUCACACCAGCAGAAGUCUGUCUUCUCUUAACCGUUCUCUGUCAUCUGGAGAAAGUGUUCCUGGUUCACCAACCCACAACCUCUCCCCUCGUUCACCAACUCAGAGCUACCGGUCUACUCCCGAUUCCACACAUUCAGUGGGUGGAAACUCUUCUCAGAGCAGCUCGCCUAGUUCCAGUGUUCCUAACUCUCCAGCUAGUUCAGGACAUAUCCGGCCCAGCUCUUUGCAUGGAUUAGCACCAAAACUUCAACGGCAGUAUCGAUCACCAAGACGUAAAUCUGCAGGGAACAUUCCUCUCUCACCACUAGCACAUACUCCCUCACCAACUCCACAGUCCACAUCACCUCAGCGUUCUCCUUCUCCUUUACCUGGGCAUUCAGUUGGCAGUUCAAGCAUCAUGCAGUCUUUCCCUGUAAAAUUACACUCCUCCCCACCCCUCGUCCGACAAAUGUCAAGGCCUAAGAGUGCAGAACCACCAAGAUCUCCUCUCUUGAAAAGAGUGCAGUCAGCCGAAAAACUAACCUCCUCACUGUCCUCCUCAGAAAAGAAGCUACCCUCUUCACGCAAGCACAGUUUGGACAUUUCUCAUUCCGAAUUCAAGAAGGAAAUGCUCCAAAGAGAUCCAGGCCUCCAGAGUUGGCAAGAAUCAAUAAAUGAAGCAACCGGAGGUAAAGUUGGGCUUGCAGAAAAGGGGAUGCUCCAAAAACCUUCCAGAAAACUAGGGGCCAUUCGGCAAGAUCGGGUGGACAGGAGAGAGUCUUUGCAGAAGCAAGAGGCCAUCACUGAAGUAGAUUCUUCCGAAGAUGAAACUGAUGAAGGGUCAGAAGAUAGUCAAGAUGGGAAAAGAUUGGACAGGCCACAUUUCAGUAGAGACCAUCACAUUUCUGAUUCUUUCACUGAGGAGAUGAAGCUUUCUUCCAAGUUGGAAAGCAAAGAUAGUAUGGAAGAAGAUGCUUUCCUUCCCGAGGAACCAAAACCUGGUAAUUUGCAGAACAGGGCAAACCAAGAGCAACCAAAGGAUAUUACAGGGACACCACUGCCUGAUAUAGAGAGGUCACAGACUAAGAUUGUUGUGAGAACUUCACCGGUAGAAAAAUCUGGUAACUGUGAAACAAUUAAGUUAGCAUCAGAAGUUGAAAUAGCAUUGUUGACUAUAGAAGGCAAUACAAUUAGUGAUAUCAAAGAUGCUAAAGAUCCUAAAAAAACUGUGGCUAUCCAAGAAAGCAUAGAUUGCCCAGAGCAGGGGAAGUGCCUGCCACUGAGAUCCUUGCAGGUUGGUCAAGGUGAUUGCUUGAGGCUGGCACAUGACAAAGAUAAAGUGAAGAUGUCUGCUUCUGAGGAAUCUACUCACAUGUUAUCCCACAAAUCUAUGCCUUUGUUUGCACUUUCCUCUACUUGCACAAGUAGUAUAAGCUCUCUUCCACUACUAAGCCAAAAAGACUGCAAAGAUGUACCUCAGAAACAGGGGCACCAAUAUAUCCAAGAAAAUAUCAGUAUGUGGAACUGGGCAAAUAGUGGCAGAAUGUCGGCACAAAGAUUGUCUGAUGCUGAAGAACUAGAAGAGAUAUCUUCUGGUGUAGCAACUUCAAAACACAAAAGUCAACCAAUGGAUAAAAACCGAAGUUGUUCUACAGGUGGUUCAGCUUGCACAGUUGAAAGUGGAGAAGCCCCUUGGCCAGUUCAUUUGGUAACCAAUGCUAAAAGAAUGCUGGAUUCCAAAAAUCCCAACAUGUCUGGCUCAAAAGUACUAGAAAAAACAAGAGGGGAGGUCCCUCGGGAGGAACUGUUUUGUAUGAAAAAGAGUGUAUCUGAGCAAGGAAUGGAGGAGGCACCAAGAGAAAGAUCAAACGUUGAAACAGCCAAAACAUUGAGCAUUGGGGAUCUCAUUGGUGUAUGUAGUUCUCACCUCACGUCAGAAAGCACAAGAAUGUCUUGGAAGUCAGGCUACUCAGAGGGAACAGAAGAAGAGACAAUCCCUGGCAAUUCUAAUGUACCUGAAACAUUGAAGGCAAAGAGUCAGAUCCGUCCACCUGAAGAUCAGGGAGAUGGCAUUGUGGAGCUGAACAUGGGGGCUUCUUCUGGACCAGAUGGCCGCCUGAGUCCUAAAAAGGAGAAAACCCGGAUGCCAGGAGAAACCAGAGAGGCUGGAAGUCAGUCACUGACAAAAGACCUCCUAUCAUCAGAAGGUGAUGUUGCGAAGGAAACAUAGCAUUCUGCAUUCAGAAAAAAGACAGCAUUAAUAGAACACAGUUAUAAAUCAGAAAACCUGUACAUCUAUUUUUUGUAACUUUGUGUUUUCACACUCUUGCCUUUUUUCAUUCUUGCAAUUCUAUUUUUGUACACAGCAUUUGCCAUUUGAUGCCUCGUAACAAGGUAUCUUUAAAGAAAAAUUACAAACUGAUUUGCAAAUGUCCUCUCCCCCUUCCCAUUUAAAAAUGCCCUCGUUCUGGAGUGCCCUUUGCAUAGUUUUCACUUUGAGCUUUUUGAGAACAUACACUUACAAAACAAGGCUCACUUGAGGAACAUACAUUGUGAACAUCAGUUCCAAAUUUUAGUUAUUGUGAGCCAAAUUUUGGUCACUUCUUUACAUUGGCAAAGACCUACCAUAAUACCUUUGGCAAAAUUAUCUUGAAAUAUUUUCUGUCUUUGCACACUUUUUUUCUCACAUAUCGUAGACUUUUGAAGGAAACCUUGCAUGUCAUCUUGUAUAAUUGGAAAAUAUUCCUUUUUUAAAAAAAUCUGUUAAGUGAAAUGUCAAACUUUCAGUUUGUGCAUGAUUUUUUUAAAAAAAAUGCUUUAAAAGAAGCAUGAUGCCAUCUUCAACUUUUAUUUAGAAUUUUUAAAUACUUGUGGCCUUACCAGCCUCACUUUGCUCAGUGGGCAAGUACCUAAAAGAGGUACAGGCUGUAUUGGUUAGCUCUUAGUGAAGUAGCAUCCCAAAUUGCACCACUGAGAUGUUUCUGAGCAUCUGAAACUAUCUCCUCCCAUCUUGUGGGACAGCAUAACUACUAGUAAACACAAGUAACAGUUGACAAAUUUGAUUUCAUUGGAAGGAAUUAUUUUUAUGGAUCCAUCAGGAACAGGCUAAGACAGGCCGCUGUGUUACUUAUCCAAUUGUAAGAAUACAAUUAACUGGCCCCUCGAUGACAAAUUAAUUAUACAUUUGUUAUAAUUCAGAUUUCUCUGUUCAUCUGAUUUCUCUCUCUCUAAAAUGCUGUUACCUAUGUAACCUUUUGGAAACUCAAACAAAGCUGCCUAGACCAGUAAUGCUGCACUGAUAUAUAGACAGAUAACUAUACAUAUACACAAUUAAGCAGUAGAUGAAGCAUUUCAGAUCUAUUCCUUAUUGAAUCUAAUUACAAUGUAUAGGCAAGACGACAACUUGCACAAAUGCCAUAAAUUCUUGUGAAUUUUACUUAUGGCUGCUAAAUGUAUGUGGGCAGAGAAAGCAAUCAUUUGCAUUGUCCACAGUUCUCUGUAAACAAGAGGUGAUCACAUGGCAACUGUAAUAGCUCCCUAGGGCAUGCGCUACAGUUAAUUACAAUACAGCUUCAUUACUCAGCCAUGUUUCUGAUAUAAAGCCUUCUGCUGUUCAGUUUCACCUUACAAAGGCUACUUUUUGACUCGGAAGCAGAUCUUAAAUUUAUUGUCAUCACAUUUCAAUGGCCUUUUGGUUCUUGUUUGAACUUCUUGAACCCCCUCCCCCCCCCAAAAAAAACAACAACAACAAAACAAAACAAAAACUGCCUAGCUCUUGAUUCUUUGGUUUCAGUUUUGGACCAACUUGUUUGAUUUGGGAUUAUUUUUUACAUUAACCACUGUGUUUGUGUGCGUGCGUGUGUGCGUGUAAUGCUUUUUGUGCGUGGUGUAAAGCUGUAAAAGAAGAUACAUUGGUUUUCUCAUAUUAAGUUCUCAGACUUUCAAGAGUAAUAAUUCUCACAGAUAAAGUACACUAAUCUCCUUAGUCCUGCCACCAGCAUAGAAGAGUAGACGCCACAUGUGUUGGCAUCUAGGCCUGUGUUUGAACUGCCUUUUCUCUCAAUUUGCUGCAUUGAACUCCAGGCAAAGGCAGUCAGAUGUGGAUACAGCAACUCAUUUAGAAAAAGGGAAUUGUUUUUCAUAUCAUUCAAUAGCCACUGAAAGUACAUGCUGAUUUAAAGUAAUGUAAAAAUAAUUAGAUGUCAUGAUAUACACAGUAUGGAUUUGAGCCCUGUGGAUAAAUGGUGUGGCUUCAACUAUACUUUGUAGCAUCUAUACACACAUAGAUAGCCAAAGGAAGUGUUUAUCUAGUUUAGCCAAAUAAACCAUAUUGGGACACCUCAUUUAUGUAUUAUAGAUAUGCUACAUAGAUGUUAUCUUUUUGAUAUGUUUACCUAACAGCAAACUUCUGUCGUCAUUAAAGCCUCCAGGAGUGUCCAUCUCUCACCACUUGCUAGAUUCAUUUAACUGUGGACCUACUUGAGAAAAAAUUCAUGGCUGGAGAUAGUUCUACCCAAACUUCAUGUUAAUAAAUGGGAUUUACACGUUGACAUUUGAAUACAAGAGUUCUGACAAUCAUAAUGUUACAGGGGGCAGAAUUUAAGAUACUGAAAGCACUUACAACCAUUAAGCCUAACAGGAGGUGGUGUGUAACAGACCUCCUGAACUCGUUGUUAACAUGUUGAGGGGAAACAGUUGUAAUUGUGACUGUCUGUAGUCCAGUUAAGGUACUCAGUCCAUAAAUAAAGCUAGCUCAGACAUCACCAUUGUGUUCUGUUUAGGCAAAAUACACAUGUAGCCAUCUUUACCAUAUUGCUUUCCCAGUAUUUCAUGUUUUAGUUUAUAUAUCUAGAUUUCAUUUAUUUUCUUCAUACAGCCUUUUAAACUUCUAAGUAUCCAGGUGAUGCAUUCCUCAGCAAUACUACACACCAUUGAAUGGUGCAACUAAGACCAUCAAACUGAUGUUUAAUGUAAAUAUUAGAUUUUAGCAUUGCUAGAAGUCCCAUCCUGAGAGAAGCAUGUCCAAAAUGUUACUGUGCUCAUUACGCUGUGAAAAGAUACUUGGCAUUGAGCAGGAAAAGGGGGAAUGACCUGCAGUUGGUUUUUUUUUUCUACAUUAGCACUGAAUUAAGGUGUGACAUUUUGAUUUGUUUGUUUGUUUGUUUUCCUCUGGGGAGGGGUGAAGUCUCUCUCCAGUUUUAUCUUUACUGGACAUGAAGAAUGGUGCCGUAUUUCUAGUAGGUGAUUUUACAGCUGUGUGUGUGUGUUUACAAUUGUGUUUUGAUUUUUGUUACUUUGGAGGCUGUGAGCACAGUUUUCACACUGUGUUCCAAUUUCAAGCUGGUGCCUCUCAGCACCUGGUUAGCAGAAGACAAUGUGGGAUAUAAGUGUUUUUAGAAACUUGAACAAUUGCCACAUAAAGAGAGGUGCAAUAAUUUUUAUUCUUGUUGUACCUGCAUGUUGAUGUUCAAAUACUCUUCUGAAAUACACUUCAUUUUUUACAUAAACCUGUGUCCAACCUUUGACUCCA